Messenger RNA from Topomyia yanbarensis, 1850 nucleotides. It is a transcript of the gene fzy, whose product is annotated as cell division cycle protein 20 homolog. Gene Ontology annotation, molecular function: ubiquitin ligase activator activity; protein binding; anaphase-promoting complex binding. The transcript is spliced from 3 exons. Gene Ontology annotation, cellular component: anaphase-promoting complex. The record is from RefSeq and is a predicted model, not a curated record. Gene Ontology annotation, biological process: positive regulation of anaphase-promoting complex-dependent catabolic process; anaphase-promoting complex-dependent catabolic process; positive regulation of ubiquitin protein ligase activity. Bases 123 to 1742 code for a protein of 539 amino acids. NCBI's taxonomy places the organism in Eukaryota, Metazoa, Arthropoda, Insecta, Diptera, Culicidae.
CAUUUCUAUAGGGUUUCCAGCCUUUCAAACUCAUAACGGAGCGAAAAGAACAAAAAGAUUGCAGUGAAGAACAGAAAAGCCGUUUGUUUCAACAGCAGUUAGCCACAAAUAGACAUUCAGAAAUGUCUCAAUUCAAUUACAUGAACGACCUAAAGGAUAUCAUCACGAUGGACGGAGAACUGACCAAAGGUCCAGCGCCUCGAUGGCAGAAGAAGCUAGAUAUGUCUGCUGCAUCAACGAGUUUCAAUGUCAGCGCAAUUAAUAGCUCCCGGCCGAAGCUUUCCAUGUCAUUUAGUAGUAUUCAACCGGCGGUACCAGCUGGAACGCUUAGUGGAAAAACACCCAAGAAAGCCAGUUCCGGUUCAAAAGCUACUCCUAGUAAAGGUAAAGGUCAAACGCCAAAUCAGAAGCAACCCUCUGGCGGAGAUCGCUUCAUUCCCAAUCGAAACACGACGGACUUUGAUUUAAGUCAUUUUAUGGUGAAGCAGAAUGAAGCAAAGAAAGAAAAUGAAAGCGAAGGUAGCGGAGAAGAAGCACAAGGAAGCAGCGAUCAAACUAGUCCCAAAAAUGCCGAAAGAAUCAAGAUACUCUCUGAAGUGAUGAAAGGCUGCGAUAUCAGUAAUAAACGUGUUCUGUCCUACCAGACUAAGGCGCCGGCAGCUCCAGAUGGCCAUGUGAAUCCUUUGAAGGUAAUAUACUCGGUGAAAACACCAAUGUCCACUAAAAGUGGAUCGCGGUUCAUUCCAUCUGCCCCGGAAAGGAUAUUAGAUGCUCCAGAUAUUAUCAAUGAUUAUUAUCUUAAUCUAAUGGACUGGAGUGGGGACAACGUUGUGGCAGUGGCCCUCGGAUCGUCGGUUUAUUUGUGGAAUGCGGCUAGUGGCAAUAUAGAGGUGUUGUAUGAGAAUGAAGGAAGCGAUCAUGCAUGCUCGCUGAGCUGGAUUCAGGAAGGGCAUAUUCUUGCUGUUGGAACAAGCAUAGGCACUCUGGAGUUGUGGGAUUGCGAACAGAUGAAACGGCUUCGAGUGAUGGACGGGCAUUCGGGACGAGUUGGAGUGUUAGCAUGGAAUUCAUACGUUGUUUGUUCCGGUAGCAGAGAUGGGUCCAUCGUGAACCACGAUGUACGAUCGCGUGAUCAUAUCAUUGCUUCUCUCCGAGGACACUCGCAGGAGGUUUGCGGACUGAAGUGGUCGGGUGAUGGAAAACAUCUAGCUAGCGGCGGUAAUGACAAUCUUGUGAAUGUUUGGAGUACUGCAAACGGUGCUCCACACACUACCACCACCCCGCUUCAUGCGUUCAAUCAGCAUCAAGCUGCUGUUCGAGCUCUGGCAUGGUGCCCAUGGCAGACAAACAUCUUAGCGACCGGUGGCGGAACUGCCGAUCGAUGCAUUAAAUUUUGGAACAUCAACAACGGUCAAAUGAUAAACUCCGUCGACACAAAAUCACAAGUGUGUGGCCUUUUAUUUUCGAAACACUACAAGGAGCUAAUCUCCGCUCAUGGAUAUGCAAACAAUCAGCUAACCAUUUGGAAAUACCCGUCGAUGAACAAGCAAACUGACCUGAUGGGACAUACGGGUCGUGUUUUGCAAAUUGCUAUGUCCCCUGAUGGAAGUACUGUAAUGAGCGCCGGUGCUGACGAAACGCUACGAUUGUGGAAUUGCUUCCAGCCGGAUCCGUUGCUAUCGAAGAAGGAAAAAUCGGUGCAGCGGGAGAAACCCAGUUUGCUUAAGCAGAGCAUUCGAUGACUUGACCGUUAUACCACUAUUUUUAUUAUUUUUUCUUCAAAAAUUCUCAUGACUGCAACUAGACAAUAGUGCUUUAGUUCCAUUUUACUGCCAUUUUGUUUGUUUUAG